UCGAACUUGACAUUAACUCAACUGUAAACUGCAUGUUUCUUUUGUUGAAGGUCCGCAGAAUAUUACAAUACGGAAUUGGCAGAAUUGAACCGUGCCGUAGGCUACAUUAAGCAAAGACAUGACCAGACCUGAUAGUUCGUUAUCAUGAAAUUAAGAUACUUGUGCAGGUCUAACUGAUUAAUUGGACAGCACCAGCAGCUCAAACUUAGAAAGUUAAAUUCCGAACAAUGUGAUGCCGGUGUUAACCAGCAGUAAAACAACCUCAAGAAGGAUCGCGUAUUGAAACUAAAAAAUGCAAAAUGCUACUAAAUAGUUAUUUUAUAGCUGGCAAGGUCUCAAGCGAUAUAAAACGAUGGACUUAUAACGUUUGAAGUUAAUGGACUAUGCUAUGUGAGUAUGACUUUCUUAUAAAUUGGAAGACCUAGGUUUAACAGCAUCAUGGGUUGGUCAGCAAAGGUCAUCGUCAGUGAUGUGAGAGAUAGUAUUUGUUUAAUUGCCUCCAUUAAUUCACGCCGAUCUCCCUGAUGCUCAUGUUUAUGCCAGUGAAAGGUGGAUCCUAAUCUCUGAGUCAACACCUCACAUCCCUUUCAUGAUCUUGCACAGUCUGGGACGCUGAUCUUCGACCGCCUCCUACAAUCGGCUCCACUCCCCAGCUGAUGCACUUGUGUUUUCAUUAGAUCAUCAUUAGGCAAAAAGACAUUAGCCUACACAAUGAAUGGCUACGGAUCUCCCUACCUCUACAUGGGGGGCCCCGUCUCCCAGCCAAGAGCGCCUCUUCAAAGGACUCCGAAGUGCGCCCGGUGCAGAAACCACGGGGUCCUUUCCUGGCUCAAGGGACAUAAACGUUAUUGUCGCUUUAAGGACUGUACCUGUGAAAAGUGCAUCCUAAUCAUUGAGCGGCAGCGAGUGAUGGCAGCUCAGGUUGCCCUAAGAAGGCAGCAGGCAAACGAGAGUUUAGAAAGUCUGAUUCCAGAGUCCUUGAGAACUUUACCGGGCCUCGCCUCGUCUGCCUCGGGAGACAGCAAGCAAGUUCCGCCGAGACCCGGGGAAGGUGUCAUGAGAUGGGCAUCAGAUCAGCCGGGCAGCAUUCAGCCAACAAAACCGGAUCUUAGUGAAGAGUGCUCAGGUGACCAGUCUGGAGGAGACAACGGAGAGAGCUACAGUGACAAAGAGCAAGAUCAAAUAAAUUCACCAGAUGUCUCCAAACCAAAGCCUUGCUACACCCCUGAAAGCCCUGAAGUGGUCCCAGUGCCAGAUGACAGUCGAUAUCCUUUACAAAUAAACACUAAUGGUACAGAAGCUACAGCAGAGAGCCCUCAACCCCACGGAGAACAACAUCUAGUGAUAGAAGGUCUGUCUGGAUCAGUCUCCCUCCCUUUCAAUUUGAAGGCCAACAGACCUCCACUUGAAGUGCUAAAGAAAAUAUUCCCGAGUCAUAAGCCUGCUGUUCUGGAGCUGAUCCUUAAGGGUUGUGGGGGUGACCUGGUUGGUGCCAUAGAGGUUCUCCUUUCCAGCAGGUCUGCGCUAAACUCUGAGAGAUCUCCCACCGAAGGACCUGAUUCUCUAGUUUUGCCUUCUAAUGGACAUUUGUUUGACCACACAUUGGGUUCCUAUCCAGUGUCGUCAUCCAAAUGGUCAGUGGGAUCCGCGUUUAGGGUUCCAGAUUCUCUAAGGUUUUCCACCGAGUCCAGUAACAUGGUGCCCAGUCCUUUAGCAAUGCCUCUGCAGCACCCGUUUCCCCAGGCUCCACGGUACCCGCUCAUGCUGAGGAAUUCAUUGACAAGAAGUCAAGCCAACCCAUUUGUCCACAAUGACUUGACCUUGUGGAAUACCAUGACCUUGCAGCAGCAAUACCAGCUGAGAUCUCAGUAUGUUUCCCCAUUCUCCAAUGCUUCCAGCAGUGUCUUCACAAGUUCUCCAGUCCUUCCAGCUCGUCCCUCGGGGGACCACAGGAUUACAAUUCAGGAGGAUGGUUGCCCAGUGGUUCCUAAGCAACUCAUAUAUACGGAGGAUGACUAUGAUGAAAGAUCAGACUCCUCAGACUCUAGAAUUUUAAACUCCUCAUCUUAAAUUGUAUUGAUCAACCUAAGUGUGAAGUACCAGAAUGUGCUACCAGAUAUGCCUUCACUGGCAUUUCAGUUAAAAAGGAAGACCUUUUUUGAGAAGAUCUUUUUAAAUACUGGUCUUUUUCUUGUGUCAGGACUGAGUUGAGGCCUAAGGUAACUACUUCCACUUUAAUCUAAGUGUUUGUAACAAAUAAUUGCCUUUUUUGACACUAAUAGUGGACACCUAUAGAAAGACAAAUACAAAAUUAUGUGUAUGGAUAUCUAUAUGUAUACCAAGCUGCAUGAAAUAAACUGAAUAUGUUCCCAGAAGUAGAAAUG
Messenger RNA from Polyodon spathula (Mississippi paddlefish), 2384 nucleotides. RefSeq names its product doublesex and mab-3 related transcription factor 3-like. Gene Ontology annotation, cellular component: nucleus. Lineage: Eukaryota; Metazoa; Chordata; Actinopteri; Acipenseriformes; Polyodontidae. Gene Ontology annotation, molecular function: RNA polymerase II cis-regulatory region sequence-specific DNA binding; DNA-binding transcription factor activity, RNA polymerase II-specific; protein binding. Gene Ontology annotation, biological process: regulation of transcription by RNA polymerase II; male sex differentiation. The coding region runs from base 712 to 2070 and encodes 452 amino acids. The transcript is spliced from 2 exons. The record is from RefSeq and is a predicted model, not a curated record.